GUCGGCACACUUGCCACUUCGCUGCCGCCGCCGCUGCCGCCACUUUUGAGCCGCACCCUAAAAGCAACGCAACGCGCGCGCGCGCGCCUGCCCGCGGAACCAGUGUCAAUUAAUUUCUCGCCCUUCUUUGUUUGUUUCGCGUGUCACUCCGCUCGGAUCUUUUAUCCACCACCUCCAACGUUUCUCUCUCUCUCUCUUUCUGUUGCUCUCCUUCCUCUCUUGACGCUCGGUCGGUUCACUUCCUGCGCUACGCCGCGCGCUUUCGCUCAAGUUCGCGCCCCCUCUCCCAACUGCCGUCACUCUGCUGCCCGAGCAGCAGCAGCAGCAGUCAGAUAUCCGGGAAAUUACGAGAUACGGAGCGCUCGUCGCCUGUUAGAACUGCUGCGGUUGUCCCGUCAACGAGGGAACUCGAGCGGCGAUCGCGCUCGGCCGGCCGUGGAGUGUGUAAAAAACAAGUGUUGCGAACAGCGCUGCGGUUUCGAAAACUCGCGGCCGCCGACUGUCGUCAGUCGCUCAUCGCUACGCGGGACGUCCGAGCGAGCUACUCCGCUGUGCGUUGGACGGUCCUUGCUUCGAGCUCGCGUCUCCUUUCUCUUCGUCAUCAUCAUCGUCAUCGCUGGAAGGAAGGAGAAGAAACACACCCACUUCCUACGCCACUUUUCGUCGUCGUCGUCGUCGACCCCGUGACGGAAUGCCACUUUGAACGCAGCAGGGGCAGCGGCAGCCCACCGGCUGUGAGGAGGAGCACGACGAGGGCUAGCCGGCAUGGCGCAGAGUCGGCCCAUCAAGAUGGUGGUGGUGGGUGACGGCAUGGUGGGCAAGACCUGCCUGCUGGUCGCAUUCACUACCGGAGCCUUUCCCGGCACCGACUACGAGCCGACCGUCUUCGACAACUACGCCGGGAGCUUGGUCGUGGACGGCGUCACUGCCAACCUGACGCUGUGGGACACCGCGGGUCAAGAGGACUACGAGAAGCUGAGGCCGCUUUCCUACCCUGGGUCGGACGUCUUCCUGCUGUGCUUCAGCAUCAGCAGCGAAGCCUCGUAUAACAACAUCUUGACAAAGUGGCAACCCGAGCUCAAGCAUCACUGCCCCACGACGCCGUACGUCUUAGUAGCUACCAAGGCUGACCUGCGCCAGGAGGAGACGGCAGAGGACCUCGUGAGCAGAGCAGCGGGCAAGAAGCUGGCCUCCAAGAUCAAAGCUUACAGCUACAUCGAGUGCUCAGCCAAGACGGGAGAGCGUGUCAAAGAGGUCUUCGAAGAGGCGGCCCGGGCAGUACUCCAGCCCAAAUCUUCAAGAAAGAAGAAGUUACCUUGUAGGUUUUUAUAGGCAUGCCUGCCGGCAACAUAAGCGACGUGUUGUGUCUCACUUAUUUAGCACGCUGUACAUGAAAAAAGCCUCUGCAUUUUUUUUUUGUAAAUAGGCACACAUAUCAGCGUCAGUGCAUCAUUCCUCGAUAACUUACUGACAAUUUACUUAGUGGCACUGUCGUACCAUACAAGUUACAAUAAAGGAAAAGCGAAUCGUC
Dermacentor silvarum is the source of this 1531-nucleotide messenger RNA. Its product is annotated as ras-related protein Rac1. Gene Ontology annotation, biological process: small GTPase-mediated signal transduction. The transcript has 6 exons. Gene Ontology annotation, molecular function: GTP binding; GTPase activity. Bases 766 to 1332 code for a protein of 188 amino acids. The record is from RefSeq and is a predicted model, not a curated record. Lineage: Eukaryota; Metazoa; Arthropoda; Arachnida; Ixodida; Ixodidae.